Rhizoctonia solani is the source of this 1305-nucleotide messenger RNA. RefSeq lists its product as uncharacterized. The transcript has 7 exons. Bases 1 to 1305 code for a protein of 434 amino acids. The record is from RefSeq and is a predicted model, not a curated record. NCBI's taxonomy places the organism in Eukaryota, Fungi, Basidiomycota, Agaricomycetes, Cantharellales, Ceratobasidiaceae.
AUGUCCGUUUUCUAUCUUCUGCAACAUCUAAAGCACUUUAUUGGCUGGGAAUCAAGCUCGAUCGCUUCCCCAAGUCCUUAUGCCGAACCCAAAGGCGUUGCCAGAUGUAGCCUGGAGUCAUUCGACCCCCCACCUCUCAACACCAACCUCACACUACCGAUCCUCCCCCCUGAGAUAGUGGAGUUGAUUGUUCGCCAUGCAGCCCAGCCGCUCCAGCCUCCCAGCCACGCGUCUUAUAAGGAACAAUUGUUGAUCAAAAUGUGGUUUUCCGUUGUUGUCCUCCACGAGCCCUCGGACUGGGACCGAGUGAUGAGCCCGGAUUGGAUGGGCGGCUUAGGGCCUGUAGUUCGCGUUGUUUUAGCUGCCAAGGGUGCACUGACGUCGUCCCUACGGAACCGCACAAACACCGAGGUGCUUAUGAAUUUCAAUGGUCUCAGCCGAGUAUCCCUGGACUAUCACAAUGACUUUCUCAGAUCUGGGUCCAAUUACCCAUAUUACCAGCUCAUAACAGAACUACCUAGAUCUUUGAAAGUUCUCGAAAUACUCAAUGCUCAUGGACCUGACGAGCACAUAAUAAAACUCGCAUCUCGCUGUUGUCCGGACUUGACGGAACUUCGGCUCGGACGAUGCACGAUGUUCAACAACCAAAACUAUAGAGGGGUCGAAGCGUACGCUGCCGCUGUCGGAAACCUCAUUGAAAACAUGCCCAAGUUGCGAGUGUUGCAUAUCGGCGUCUAUCUAACUCCUAUCGAAGCCGUCUGGGCCCAUCGUGUUGACCAUCGCAGUUUGCACCCUAUAACAGAUGUCAUGCGCCACGAGAAUCCAGAGGGCAUUCACAAUCACCUUCAUCAGGUUGCUCUUGCCGCUGCUAAUGGUGAAGAUCCUGAGCCACCUGUCAACUAUCACUACCCCCCUCUUGCGAAACAAGAAAUCUGGGAUGCGCCUUGCUCCGAAUGUGAUAAAUACUUCAAGGUACCGGCUGAAAACGCCGAGAUGCGCACCGCUUGUGUUUAUCUGCCAGGGUCUGGUCACUGCGAACCGUCUCAUUUGCGUCCUUCACGUCUCCUGGGCGACGCCGAUGGGAAACUUCUUGACGAGGAAGAUGCCAGUGAGAUGCUCCCCCAACUUGGACAGGAGAAUCCGCCAAUCCGGCAGAUCAAGGUCGACGCGGGACGAAUUCAAGGAGGUGACUUUUUCAAGCGAAAGAGUCUUACGUUUGAAAUCUCGAGUAUUGGGAACUCGAUUGUUAUAUCACCGCCUAUAAACGAACCCAAUAUGCCAACAGUCAGUUUUGCGAUGGGCUGA